AUGACGGUGAGAGUGAGAGUGAGAAUAGUAGACAAGCUCAAGAUAGCCUUUUCUUUUUCUACCAAUACCGAUCUUUACUUCUCUCCUUUAUGGAGAAUCUUUAAAUCCCACCAAGAUUUGUAUAACAUUCUAUGUAUGGCCGAUCCCUUCUGUAAUGUUACUCGGCCAACGAUUCUGCAAUCCCGCCUUCACUCCUUCAGUUUAUGUCACAACUCCCUUACCUCUUCAAAAUACUUUCGAAUCCUAACAGGUCCUCUGCAAUCUGACUCUGAGUCACACUCAGUUAUGGAGUUCGGAGUUCAAAUUACAAGAGCUCAUCGAAAUCUUCCCAAAGAAGCCUCGUCUAUGGAAGCUUACAUGGCUAAAGGAGAUUAUUCCCUUUGAUUUCCAGAAGUUCCCUUCCGAGAAAUUUCAGAAGUUGGGUCUCAGUUUUUUUGUGUAACGCGCCCGCCACGCCUCGAUAGUAUUAAGAAUCGGAACGUUGGAAGGAAAUUUAAAGCAAAACCCGUUACAGAGGCUGAUGAGUGUUACCCAGAACAGCAUUAUUUUCCUACUCUCUUAUCAAUAGGGGCGGAUCCUAAAGGCUGUACUCACAAACACACGCUAACAAGGGUCCAAUUGACAGGCACUACCAACGUCCAUCCUUACACCUACCGCCGAACUUGA
Jatropha curcas is the source of this 666-nucleotide messenger RNA. Lineage: Eukaryota; Viridiplantae; Streptophyta; Magnoliopsida; Malpighiales; Euphorbiaceae. The record is from RefSeq and is a predicted model, not a curated record.